Molecule: messenger RNA, 1482 nt
Organism: Spodoptera exigua (beet armyworm)
Lineage: Eukaryota; Metazoa; Arthropoda; Insecta; Lepidoptera; Noctuidae
Source: the annotation of a GenBank genome assembly
UCCAACUCCAUUCUUACUAAUUCUUUUCGACAGACACUUGAGAUAACAAAUCAGUACUUAUACCGUGUACGCCGCUAUUCACAAUUUAAAUUAAUGAUAAUAAACUGAAAUCGCUCACAAAAUAUCGAUUAAAGUCCGUGUGUCGCCGAUUGAUUAGAUAAUAUUAAACAAAACUCACCAGCAAUAGUAAUUGGACACCUAAUUUUGAGUAAGUGACGUAAUUUUCGCUAUUAUCAACAAUGAUUGAGCCAAAAUUCCAAUGUAGUUAAGUUAUUCGUGAGUGAGUGAGUCUCCCGUAUCCAUUACGCAAUUUAUUUACAUUUUAACCGGUAUUAUUCUAGAAAGGCACAAUGGUCAACUGGGGAAUGAUUGGGGCCAUAAUAACGCCCAAUGUUGGCGGUUGGGUUGGCGCGCUCACGAUGAGUGGCAAGGUCAAACAGCCUGAUGGGAAAGCGUGGUACCAGACGUUGAAGAAGCCAUCUUGGACUCCACCGUCAUGGCUCUUUGGCCCUGCUUGGACAGCACUAUACAGCGGCAUGGGUUACGCUUCGUACCUCGUCUAUACCGAGUGUGGCGGUUUCACAGAUGAUGCUGUUGUUCCACUGGCGUUGUACGGUGGUCAACUGCUCCUCAACUGGAGCUGGACACCUGUGUUCUUCGGAAAACAAAAAAUGGGACUGGGUCUCGCCAACAUGCUAGCACUGGACGCCGCAGCAGCAGCUUGCACGUACAGCUUCUACAACGUCGACCCGACCACCGCCUACUUUAUGGUGCCUUACCUCGGCUGGCUGUCAUUCGCGACCUGCCUCAACUACUCAAUAUGGCAGCGCAACAAACCGAAACCCAAAAUAAAUACCAAAACGGACCUCAACAAUUCCACUAUUUUAGAUUACGACGACAAAUCCUAAAGGUUUACGACAAAUAGCAGCUCCGGAAAAUGCAUUUUUAAGUACAAGUUAAUAAGAACUAGGCUAAAUCUAUCAUUUAUUCCUAUUGAGACACGUAGAAAAGACAGCUCUGUAAAGUUUUUUUUCACUAACUAUAACAUUGCUUUAGUAAAGUUGAUGGCGCCGUUGGGUUCACACACAUUACCAAUACGAAUAUCUGUCGGUCAGUCUUUUACUAAUUUAUAAAUAGCACAAGAGCAGCUGUGUAAUAGGAGUAGGAUAAGAGUAGUAUACCUAUGGAAAACAACAAGCAAGAAACCGAGAUUAUUCGUUCAAUCAAGGCUGUUGUUUUAGCGUUGACUAGAUGGCGCUGAUGUAGCUUUAAGUCCACCCUCUCUAUCUGACUUAAAGUUACAGCCUAACCAAUAGCAUUUCAUUUUCCAAUAAUCUAUUGUACGAGAGACCACCUAGAGCCGCUCAAAUCAAAUACAAGCCCAAUAAAUAGACUUGAUAAUCAAUUUAAAUCAUUACAUAUGAAGUACCUGUUAAGUUUACUGCCAAAUAUACCUCAAAUACAGUAAGAAAAUAAAAUGAC